Molecule: messenger RNA, 555 nt
Organism: Triticum turgidum subsp. durum (durum wheat)
Lineage: Eukaryota; Viridiplantae; Streptophyta; Magnoliopsida; Poales; Poaceae
Source: the annotation of a GenBank genome assembly
AUGAGCUCGAGCCAGAGGACGCUCCGGGACGUGAUGAUGCAGGAGGACAGGCCGACCACCAUGGCCAGCCGCCUCCUCGCCCCGGACGCCUCCCUCUCCAACCCCUCCUUCCGCAACUACUACGGCGUCGCCUCCGCGGGCUCGGUGCCGUUCCACUGGGAGUCGGCGCCGGGGACGCCCAAGAACGACGGCUUCUCGUCCAGGGCGCUCCCGCCCAUCACGCCGCCACCUUCCUACUACAGCAAGACGAAGAUCACCAAGUCAGAGUCCUCCAAGAAGCUGCUCUCAUCCUCCAGGCCGGCCAGCUUCGUCCCGACGAUGUUCCGCAGGAGCCACACGAUGCCGGCUCCCUCGCCGUCCAAGGAGUGCAGCCGGAGGAAGAGGCUGGUGGCCAGCCCGCCGCGGUCGUCCUUCUCGUCGACGUCAAGGGGAGAUGACGAAGAAGCGGACGGCGGGGCGGCGUCACCGACAUCUACCCUGUGCUUCCGCGCCCGGCGCUCCGGCGGGGGAACCGGCAGGCUGCAUGGGAUGAUUGCCUCCGUGGUGGGAAGGUAA